AUGGCAGACCAAGGACACAGGGAACCGCAAGGCCUAGCGCGCGAACACUUGGACAUACACACACCCGAACGCAACCAAAACAACUCGACACAGAGCGAGCCGCGCGCGACACGAAACCGACAAACGCCGACCCAACCACAGGAAAUAACUAGACGAUACACGAUAAAUUCACUAAACGCAAUAAAUAUAAUCGAUGCGGCUAUCAUAGAGAAUACCCACAACUUACAUAGUACACAAAUCCAACCUCAAGAAAGCCCAGAACCAACAAACCCCACACAAACAUACAAUACAAUCCCAACACCUACACACACGCAAACUAACACGGUAAUAAACAAUCAAACGAACCGACACUUCGCGGGAACAGACACAUUUUUAGCCACCAACACACGUAACACACGACUUAUACAAAAUCUGAUAGACCUCGGAGCACUACCAAGCGACAGAAACGAAUACGAAGAUCCACACCUAUACAGCACACAGUCAAUACACCCCACAGGCAACCAAAACACGACACACCUAAACCACACACCAAACCCGAACACAACAAACACAAACGAACUCGAACACAGGCAAAACACCACGCAGAUGCUUCAACUGCAACCAACCCGGACACCUCAGAUGGCAAUGUACACAGGUACAGAACCAGGGAAACGAGUAAGGGUUGACCCAGCAAGGGUGGAGGGCAGCCCCACAACCAACACAAACACAUCCGAGACAGUAGCACCGACAACAGAUAACAACAGAACGGAAAGUAGAUUUCACAUCAGAAUCGAGAUACACGGUCACGAAUUUAACGCGUUAAUAGACACAGGCGCGACACACUUAUACCUAGGCGCAGAAGUAAUACAAAUACUACACAACACAGGCACACCAAUAGACGACACGCCCGACAGAACAGCCACAAUGGGAAACGGAACACAGGUGACGAUAGGAGGAGCAGUAACACUCCCAAUACGCCUCGAACCACUAACACGACUACUGAAAAAAGACCAGAAAUGGCACUGGGGGGAAGAACAAGAAAACGCAACGAACACAAUCAAACACGUACUCACAUCACCACCCACACUCGCAUGCCCAGACUACACACAAACAUUCACACUACAAACAGACGCUAGCGGAACAGGGAUAGGUGCCGUACUAACACAAUCUCUCAAUGACGAAGAGCAUGUCGUAGCAUACGCUAGCCGUGCGCUAAGCGAGGCAGAACGAAAAUACUCCACCACUGAGAGAGAAUGUUUGGCGGUAAUCUGGUCCAUAAAAAAAUCCAGACCCUACGUGGAAGGAUACCACCUCAAAGUAAUCACAGAUCACCACGCACUGAAGUGGCUAAGAGAAUUAAAAAACCCCACAGGCCGACUUGCACGAUGGGCACUAGAAUUAUUAGAAUACGACUUUGACAUUACACACCGAAAAGGUACAAUGCACGACGUACCAGACGCACUUUCAAGACGACACGAAGACGAAGAAUACAUAGAGACAAUAGAAGACACGACAGACAAAUGGUACACAUACAAGAAAACACAAACAAGACAGACAGACAGAAAACACGUGGGACCAACCCCAGAAAUAAUUGCAAUCAUUGCAAAUUUACAAGCCACAAGCACCUUGGACGAAGAACUACAGGCAGAAAGAGACAAAUACAUGAUCAGACGGGCACACCAACGUACGAACACAGACGAGACAGAAGCCAGCACCUCCACACACCAACCACACAUCACACACCAGACAGCACCACACAAAACACACCCCUCAAACACACCAGACACCGACACCGACACAGACCCCACCACCUCCACCGCAGACACAGUCAUACAUAUCGAAACAACACACACAACCACGCAAGAGACACAAACGACAGACGACGACACAGACAAUAACACCGACACCACCUCACUCAACGACACAGACGAACAGACACAAACACCCCAACCAACCACACACACAACACGGGACACGGAGGCCAGAGAAACAGAGCACGACCCAAAAACACCAACGCAGAACCACGGAGAAGCAACCACGAGCCACAAGGAACAAGGAACAACGCAGAAACUUACCAAGACCCACACCAACGAGAGCCAACCAACCAAAAACAAAAAUUUAAGUACAAAUAGAACACAUAAGAAAAUAGAUUAA
Molecule: messenger RNA, 2133 nt
Organism: Neodiprion fabricii
Lineage: Eukaryota; Metazoa; Arthropoda; Insecta; Hymenoptera; Diprionidae
Exons: 5
Coding region: 1-2133 (710 amino acids)
Biological process (GO): proteolysis
Molecular function (GO): aspartic-type endopeptidase activity
Source: RefSeq, a predicted model, not a curated record